UGAAAGAAAAAGAGUUUUUGUCUGUGAUGUAGCCAAAGUUUUUAACAAGACUUUGGAUAUUGUGCGAGAAAAUACAAAGUUUGUGAGAACUUGUAAAGACAUUUUGUUCAGCUGGAGUCACAUCACAGUAAUCUGUUGUUGUACUUUUUUUUGUUUUUCUUACCAUUUCUUCUUUCAUUUGUGUAGUGAAAGACUGAAACCACAAUUUUACUCAAUUUUUUCACCAUGCGGAGCGUCAGAUACAUAGAAGAACCAGCAGAAACAUUUCCUCUUCAGGAAUUUCUCGUGUGGUCACUAUUUCAUUAUGCCUUCCUAUGACACCACUGUUUAGAUUACAUCAUGUUUUCCUGUUAUCUUUUCUAUUUUAUCUUGCAUAUCUUUCUCAACUAUAUAUACAUAGGCUUCUAUUUCUACCGAGAUGUGGUUUUGGGUAGAAGUUCACUUAGUUCCUUUCUAGUCAGUUUCUAAAAAAACAAAAUUAAUAGUCCCACAGGUUUUUAAUUUGAGACAGUCUACUUCAGAUGUACUAUAGGCGCGACGCGAUUAAUACUAAACGACACUAGCGUCAACACAGCGUAUGCGCUGCUAUUGGCGUAUUUUGAGACUUCUAGAAAUAUGCUGAUAACUUUCUACAUAACGCAAAGUGAUAUAUAUAUAUUCUGAUAGUACACACUUUAGACUAUAUACUUUUAUACUCAUCUUGAAAAACAAGCGUUCUUUAAAAAAAUGAACGCACGCUAUUAAGGGGGAACUCUUUCUUUUUUUUGUUAAAAAGGACAGAAAUACUUUUCUAUUGCGUUUAAGUAUCGUCCAAUCAUGUAUAAAUUCAGUUUCAGCUACGUGUAACUAAUUUAUGCUGGUAAACUACCAAGGAAGACUUUAAACGUUUCGUUUAUUUUAUUUAUUCUGCUCAUUUGAAAUUGCUGCUGUAAAAGUUCAGGUUCUUGUGUAUCUAAGUUUGUAAAAUAUAAGAAGCAAGUGCUAGAUAGUGACACUCGUUAAGUUAUUUAACGUAGUUAGUAAACUAAUGUAAUAUCUUUGAGAAAAAAAAAACACGAAUAUCAUCAGUUUUACAAAAAGAUAUUUUUUUGGAAAUGAGUCUCUCCUUCGUUUAACAGAACAUUUUCCCACUGUUUGAUUUUUUUUCGAACAAACGCACCGAACAGGCACAAAAGCAUUUUAUAUUUUCUUUCUUCAGCUAAAUUGCGUUAAAAAUCUAUAAUAUUACGUUUACUCACGCUUUUUUAUACGUUUAUUUUUCUUUUAGAAAAUACAGAUACAGAUACGAGCUUCUAUCUGCAAAAAAUGCUCGAUUUCUUCUAUAUUUUAACCAAAGGCGGCCUAGUUCUCUGGUGUGUUCCAUCAGCAUCAUCAGAAUUUGUUCGUACAAUCAAUGAUGCGAUCGAUAAAGCUUUAUUACAAGGUCAAGGUGGAAAACAAAAAUGGGUAGAUCCAUUAAAUUCUCGAAAUAUACAUUACAAACUUGACAAUGAAUUUGAAUUAGUUUUUAUACUUGGAUAUCAAAAAACAUUAUGUUUAUCGUAUGCUGACAAAUUUCUUGAUGAAAUACAAAAACGGUUUCGUGAUCAAUAUAAAGAAGAUCUUAUAAUUGGUGGUUUUAGCCGGUCAUUUCGGCAGUUCCGUCGUACUUAUUGGGAAACAUUGAAGGCAAUUGAAGAUGAAGAUGAAAAAUCCAAACGCGAGCAUCGUGCACAAAAAAAAUAUGAGGAUACAACAAAGUUUAAUAGAACUAUUAAAAUUGCUACUAAGAAAAGUGAUGCUACGGAUGAGAAAAAUCACAAAAAGAAUAAAUCAUCAACAAAGAAUAAACAUGAAGAUAAACAAAUAACGCCUGAUACAGCUAUUAAUAACGGUGAUCAAGAACAUGUUGAUAUUGCUGAUACGAAAGAAGAUCCGGCUAGCGCUACUGACCUUGAAACACACAUCGAAAAUACAGCAGAAGAACCAGCCGCCGAUGACUUGCAAUCACCACAAUCUCUGAUGAAUCCAACGUCGAUCGAACAAAAAAUGCUAGCGUUGAAAAAAAGACCAGCACCAUUUUCAAAAACAGCCACUUCACGUUCACCGAAACCAGAAAAACCGACUAAAAAGAAAACUCCACAACUGUGGUCUAAAGAAAAUCCUGAUCCAGGAAAUUUAGAUUACACAUCAAAAAACGAUACUGCUUCCGCUGGAAAUGCGCGUCCUGGGGGAACUGUUGCUGCUCCUUCUGACCGUGGUGGACUAAAAGCAUUAACUAUCGAGGGUGGUUCUGUUGCAUCAACUUUGGCAACUAAUUUUUGGGAAAAAUUGAAAAAAGUAAACGUAUUUGCAUCGAAAACAUUAACAAAUGAAGAUAUACAAAUUGGCAUGGAAACAAUGAGAGAACAUUUAAUUGUAAGGCAUCGUGUGUUCAACAAUUGGGAAAUUUGA
This is a messenger RNA of Didymodactylos carnosus, 2433 nucleotides long. The record is from the annotation of a GenBank genome assembly. Lineage: Eukaryota; Metazoa; Rotifera; Eurotatoria; Philodinida; Philodinidae.